Messenger RNA from Sardina pilchardus (European sardine), 3857 nucleotides. RefSeq names its product G protein-coupled receptor, class C, group 6, member A (gene gprc6a). Gene Ontology annotation, cellular component: plasma membrane. Bases 413 to 3130 code for a protein of 905 amino acids. Gene Ontology annotation, molecular function: G protein-coupled receptor activity. The record is from RefSeq and is a predicted model, not a curated record. NCBI's taxonomy places the organism in Eukaryota, Metazoa, Chordata, Actinopteri, Clupeiformes, Clupeidae. The transcript is spliced from 7 exons. Gene Ontology annotation, biological process: G protein-coupled receptor signaling pathway.
UCAGACAGAGACGGACAGAGAUAGAGAGAGAAGGCCAGUUCACCAGGUCAGUCAGUGCAAAAGAGAGAGAGACAGAACUAAACCAGUCCACCUGGUAACAAAGGCACAGAGAGAGAGAGAGAGAGAGAGAGAGAGAGAGAGAGAGAAGAAAAUCAGGGCAAGUCUACCUGAACAAAUGAAGUGAAAGAAUGUAGAAGAGAGAAAAGCAGCUUUUCAACUUGAUGAUAGAUAGAGACAGCAAGAAAAAAGAAGAGAAACAGCCAGUGCAUCAAAGAGACAGGUAGAGAGAGAGACAGAGAGAGAGAGAGUGAGAGAGAGAGAGAGAGAGAGAGAGUGAGAGGAGACCCACUACAGAGAGGUGGAGGAGUACUACAGACCACCAGGAGCCCAGCUGAAUCUGAGAGCCGUGCAGAUGGCCCUGGUUCUGGUGCUGCUGCUGAGUUGGAUGGCACACACCAUGGCAACCCCCCCAGCAGCCAGUGCCCCUGGAGACGUCCUCAUCGGCGGGCUCUUCCCCAUCCACGCCGGCGCCAUAGCUCCAGCCAAGUACCAGACGUCGGACUUUAGCCAGCCCCAGCCCGCAGUCUGCUUAGACUUGAAUAAGGCCCGUGUGUCUGAGGCCCUGGUCAUGAUCCAGGCGGUGGAGGAGGCCAACCGCUCGCCGGCGCUCGCCAGGCUGGGCAUCACGCUGGGCUACCACAUCCACGACUCCUGCUCCGACGUCAGCACGGCCCUGCGGGCGUCCAAGGACUUCACGGAGGGCGUCAGCUCGACGGGCGGCGGCGCGGGCAACAGCAGCGAUGGCGGCUGCCGUGCCAGUGCCAACGGGUCGGUGUGCACCCAGUCGGUGGUGGCCGUGGUGGGGGCGUCCUUCUCGGAACUCUCCAUCGCUCUGGCACGGCUGCUCACCCUGGAGCUCAUCCCACAGAUCAGUUACUCGUCCACGGCCACCAUCCUGAGUGACAAGCUCCGUUUCCCCGCCUUCUUGAGGACCGUGCCCAACGACAUGUACCAGACUCGCGCCAUGGCCAAGUUGCUAAGCGACAACCACUGGAACUGGGUGGGCGUGAUCACGAUGGACGGCGACUACGGACGCUCGGCGCUGGACAGCUUCGCCUCGGAGGCGGCGCAGAAGGGCAUCUGCCUGGCCUUCAAGGAGAUCCUGCCCGAGUCAGUGAACGACCCCAACGUGGAGAGCUCUAUCCGCCAGGCAGUCCAAAGCAUCCGCAGCAACAGCAAGGCCAAGGUCAUCGUGUCCUUCGCCAAAGCGGAGUACAUGCGGCAGGUGUUCGAGGAGCUGCAGGACGGCCCCGCCGAGGACAGAGUGUGGAUCGCCAGCGACAGCUGGUCCACCAACGGCAACGAGCUGGCGCACAUCGAUUUCAGCACCGUUGGGAAGGUCGUGGGGUUCACCUUCAAGAGCGGCAACGUCGCACCCUUCCAGCAGUACAUCAGGGAGCUGAAGAGAGAGGAAUAUAUGAGCGAGGACACAAACAUGCCAUUUCUGAGGGAGUUCUACCAGGGCGUGGAUCCAGACGAGGCGACAGACAUCCUGUUGAACAACACAGCCUCAGACUCAGUCUUCAGCAUCCAGAUGGCCGUCAGCGCUGUAACCCAGGCCAUAGUGGACCUGUGCGCUAAACCAAAGAACUGCAAGACUCCUGGAGCAAUCAAGCCAUGGCAGCUACUCGGCCCCCUAAAAAGAGCAACGUUUAAGAUGGAAGGAAAGAACUACAGUUUUGAUAGUAGAGGAGAUGUGAACCUGGGUUACGACAUCUCCAUCUGGAGAACCAACAAGGAAUCCAUAGGCACCUUUGACGUGGUCGCCGAGUAUCACCCUGCCAACAACACCAUCACGCCGACCAGCCGUGCCACGCGAAGCCACCUCAGCCUCUUGAAGGACGUGGUGUCCAAGUGCUCCAACAGCUGUGAGCCGGGAGAGAUGAAGAAGAGUGUGGAGGGGCAACACACCUGCUGCUACGAGUGCAUCAACUGCACUGCAGACCAUUACUCCAAUGACACGGAUGCGGAUCAGUGCCUGAGUUGUAAUGCUAGCGUAGAGUGGGCCCCGGUCAGGAGCACGUCCUGCAGACUCAAGACCCUGGAGCUGCUGGACUGGGCGGACGGCUUCGCCAUCGUGCUGCUGACGCUGGCCGCGCUGGGGGUCAUCGUGGCGCUGGUCAUCUGCGUGCUGUUCCUAUGGCAACGCAACACGCCGGUGGUGAGGGCGGCGGGCGGGCCGCUGUGCCAGAUCAUCCUCCUGUCCCUGAUCGGGAGCUACGUCAGCGUGGUCUUCUUCGUGGGCCACCCCAGCAGCCUCAAGUGCAAGAUCCGUCAGGUGCUGUUUGGUCUGAGCUUCACCCUGUGCGUGUCCUGCAUCCUGGUCAAGUCUCUGAAGAUCCUGCUGGCCUUCCACUUCAACCCGUCGCUUCAGGAGGCGCUGCGGCGCCUCUACAAGCCCUACGCCAUCGUGAUGGCCUGCAUGGCCGUCCAGGUGCUGGUGUGCAUCGUGUGGCUGGUGCUCCGCAGUCCCACGCCGCUGCGCCAGCCCUUCGACGCCACGUCCAUCCUGCUGGAGUGCCACGAGGGCUCGUACGUGGCCUUCAGCAUCAUGCUGGCCUACAUCGCCGUGCUGGCGCUCGUCUGCUUCGCCUUCGCCUUCAAGGGCCGCAAGCUUCCCGAGAGCUACAACGAGGCCAAGUUCAUCACCUUCGGCAUGAUCAUCUACCUCAUCUCCUGGGUGAUCUUCAUCCCCGUGUACGUGACCACCAAGGGGAAGUACCUGCCCGCCGUGGAGAUGGUGGUCAUCCUCAUCUCCAACUACGGCAUCCUCUGCUGUCACUUCCUGCCCAAGUGCUACGUCAUCCUCUUCAAGAAGGAGCACAACACCAAGGACGCGUUCCUGCGCAACGUCUACGAGUACUCGCAGAGGUCCACCGGCUCGCUCGUCGGCUCCGCGUCCCUGGGCAAGGAGGAGGAGAAGACAACCGGUCAGCUCUUCUCCAUCAGCAGGUUGUCCAUUUACCUGCCCUCAGAAUCUACAGACACUGUGAGCACGGGAACCACACUGUCGCAGUCCACUCGGGGUCAGUCGCCGAGGCCACGACUGAAGAGGACAUUCAGCAUAUGACGGAAUUAUCAGAACUCUUACAGGGGAGCUACACCAGACGCGUAACUGAAGCGUUCCGUUCGCGACGCGUAUGUUGCAGCCGGUCGCAGCAGUUAAUUAUCACUGUAGUCAAUGGAAGUAGCUACACCAGACGCAACAGUGGCGCGUACAUUCGAAAAAAAUAGACCCAUCUUCUAAAAUGGAUUUUACGCAUCGCGAACGGAACACUUCAGUUACGCGUCUGGUGUAGUUCCCCUGUUAGAAGCCUUAUUCUUUUCCUCACCUCCUAAUCAAAUAUCAGAAACUACUUUGAGAUAUAUAUCAUAUCAAGACCUUUUUUUGACUGAUUUUGACUGUCUUUUUGGAGUUCAGAUUGUACGGUGAUGAAUACAUUGAUCUAAUAAUGUCAUGUCAUUGCUCUCCAAUGGCGUAUUAUCUACAGUUGGUGUGGGAUAUAGCCUACAGUGGUUUGUACAUAUUUUAUUCAUGAGGUAAGCAUCUCUUACAGUUUGCUAUUGUUUCUGUAAGUCGUGUGGGUCUGGAUCUGACAGUGUCAUAUUUCAUAUUGAAAGCACAUUUCCCUUUUUGGCUGGUUUUCCAGCAUGAUGACUCCUGUUGCAUGUGAUGUGAAUAAUAUUCCUGUACGAGGCACAUUUUUUACUGCCAAAACAUUGUGAUGAAAGUCCCCUUGGCUGGAAGAACCGGUCACUUUCCUGACAGUAAAAAUAAGAGGUCUGUGAUGGCACUA